CUUCAAUAUGGCUGCCUCUGUGACCGAUCUUGUGGACCAAGCGUUUCAGCAAAAAAGACACGAAUUAGUACUCACAGGACCAGCUGCCGCUAGCGAAGUAGAGGCAGAUGGAUUAGAUGAAAAGCUAUUCACCAUAACAACGUUGAAUUUUCUAGAAGUUAGUAAAUGUGACCUAAAAAUCGCUAGUGAGAAUUUGUCCAAACUUGUAAAUUUAACUAGCCUCGUCUUACAUAGCAACAAGCUGAGCAGCUUGCCGGAUUCUAUCGGCAAACUCAUAAAAUUAAAACUGCUCGACGUCUCAAGAAAUGAACUGGAAGAAUUGCCAGAGACCCUCGGCUCGCUGGUGCAACUGCAAACUCUUGACGUCGGCAACAACAAACUGGAGUCCCUUCCAGAAAGUAUAUGCGAGUUGAAGAAUCUGGGUCAUUUGGGCAUCUCACACAACUCCUACAAGCAUUUCCCGCCGGUUAUAUGCGACAUCCCCUCCCUCAUGCAGAUAAAAGCUGGUGACAACCAGAUCACCGAUGUACCACCGGAAAUCGAGAACCUUUCUCUACUAAAGUUGCUCGACCUGACGAACAACAGUAUCAAAGUCCUACCGGGCGAGCUUGGAAACUGCGCAAAGCUAAAGCAAGAUCUCCUCAUGACGGGAAACAAGUUGAGCGACAAGCGACUGGAGAAACUCUUCGUGCAGGGUAAAGCUAAAGCGGCGAUCGAGUACGUACGCAAGAAUUGUCCGAAGAUGGCAAAGGCUGGCGCCGCGGGAGCCGGCAAGGAUAAGGAUAAAAAGAAGAGAGGCAAGAAAGGGAAAGACUCGGAUGCUGGUGGAGACGCUCCUAAUCUUCCUACUGUAACGGUGCUCCACUGCAGUGACGACACCAUCAGCGUUAAGAUGACUCCAGCUGCUGGCGAAACAAGGCCCUUCAUCGUAUGCUGCGUGAUCAAGAAUGUUAACUUGGGCAAAGGGAAUAGCUUUAAGACAUUCAUCGCAUUACAGACAAAGAUUCAUGAUACCGUCUGUGCAAAGAGGGCAUCUGCUACCUUAGCAACACAUGACAUGGCAUUGAUCAAGGGCAACGUGACUUACGACGCACGUGAUCCAGAUAAGAUUAAGAUUCAUCCGCUAUUCCAAAAGAGUGACACAACAGCGAAAGAACUGUAUGUUAAACUUCGAAAUGAAGCAGAGGCUCAACGUAGAGAGAAGAAACGAAAUACCUAUUCUGGGAUCCAUAAGUAUCUUUACUUAUUGGCAGGCAAAAGCCAGUUUGCUUUUGUCAUGGAUUCAGAAAAUCGGGUCAUUUCACUACCUCCUUUAACGAAUUCCGAUACCACAAAGAUUUCCCCUGAGACAAAGGACAUUUUCAUUGAAGUGACUAGCAGUGAAGAUGUGGGGUCUUGCAAGAAAGUUGUAGAUGCUCUCUUGUUAGAGAUGCUCAACAAUUUCAUCUUCUCCACUGCUGAGGCCAACAGUAAUGCCACAGAAGAGCCAAGUUGCGAGGAAAGUCCCGCAGAAGAUGGCAGACAUCCCGGUAGUCUAACUGUUGAGCAGGUGCGGAUCUUGGAUCCCGAGGGACAGCUAAAAGUCGUCUACCCGUCACGGAUAGACCUGCAGCUAGAGGGCGUUUCUGUGGUUCGUGACUAUAAGUGACCACAGCAAACGUGAUUUAAAAAAAGAGCUUGUUGUGUUGCUUCAUGUGUGCCGCAGCAAAGAAAUCUUCUGCAGAAAAGAUACCAUGAGUUAUGUAACUCCCUGUGCAUCCUCCUCACUGUUAUCAAUGUGUCGUCAAGAUUUUUAGCUGGUUGAUAACGGGAAUAAGUGCUGGAUUAUUAAGUUUUUUUACAAUACUUAUUAAUCCUAAGCAAAAUUAAGUCAAUUAUGGGAAAUAUACUGCUUUUUAAUUUUACUGUUUGGUUGGCAGUAACUAGUGGUUCCAUUGCUGCAAAUGACAUUAUAUGAAAGGACUUCACAGUAAUGUGCAGCAGUGGCUUGUUAUAGAAAGCAGGUGGUUUGUUAUCAAUCGUUGUUAAAGAUUUUCGAGUAAUUUUCUGACCGGUUGAUUAUAGUACCUUGGCCGUAGCUUUUACCACGCUACUUCUGUAGUGGCCUUAUAUGUUAGUACUUAUGGUGCUUACAUUCUUCCCUCCCUCACCCUUCCCUUAAUUUGGGAAAUUCUUACUAUUUUUCGAACGCUACAAAAAAUUCCCCUGUAAGUGAAUCGAGGAAAACGGAUUGAUUUGUUGCUUGUUAUGCUGCAGCUAUUUAAUGUGUAUGAAACUAGCAGAAAACAUUCAAUAUAAUAAUGUUUAUACGCAUAUAUAAAUA
Priapulus caudatus is the source of this 2323-nucleotide messenger RNA. Its product is annotated as leucine-rich repeat-containing protein 47-like. The transcript is spliced from 6 exons. Gene Ontology annotation, biological process: phenylalanyl-tRNA aminoacylation. Gene Ontology annotation, molecular function: protein binding; phenylalanine-tRNA ligase activity; RNA binding. The coding region runs from base 8 to 1648 and encodes 546 amino acids. The record is from RefSeq and is a predicted model, not a curated record. Lineage: Eukaryota; Metazoa; Priapulida; Priapulimorpha; Priapulimorphida; Priapulidae.